AUUUCCUGCACUUGAAUGCAGCAGUGCUUUAGCUAACGUGACGUUAGCUUUUCCUGUAACACUAUGAGUUGAUCAAACCUGCAGAGCUGGGAAUGCAGCCACCGCUGCCACCUGAAGCAGUCAGAGAGCUGGUCAGCUCCUGUCUCCACAGAGACCCAAUAGCAGCAGACCUUCGCUGCAGCCUGUUUGUUGCUGCUGCAAAGAACUACAAGAGGGACUCUUUGCUCAGACCCUUCCCUCCUCGAUACAUAAGUGGUGACAAUAAAGAUUUUGAGGAGCUGUUGGCAGAUGUAAACUCGUUGCCUGGUGUGAGGGAUUUGGUGAGACUACGACCUGGACAAGGUGAUCAUCAUCUGGCUCUUGCACACUGGAUUCUCUCCUCAAAGAGUUUUGCAGUGAAAACACUACAGAAAGAUGAGUACGGCAAGCUCUGUAACCUGACAGAAAAUGAAGGGAUUUCUGCACCUGUGCCAGACUUCCUCUUUGAACUGGAGUACUCUGAUCAGAUGAACGCCAGGUUUGAGAGGAUGAGAGAAGGAAGAGACAUUUUCUAUGCGUUCCACGGGAGCCGGCUGGAGAACUUUCACUCAAUCAUUCACAAUGGGUUGCACUGUCACCUCAACAAGAACUCGGUGUUUGGAGAGGGCACCUACCUCACCAGUGACCUCAGCAUGGCUGUCCUCUACAGUCCCCACAGUAGCGGAUGGCAAGAAAGCAUCCUGGGUUCUCUGCUCAGCUGCGUCGCCUUGUGUGAAAUCAUCGAUCAUCCAGAUGUUAAGUGCCAAGUGAAGAAGAAAGAUUCUGAAGUCAUAGACCGGCAGCGCUCACGAGCCAAGAACAGCGAAGGAGGGGAUGUACCGCAGAAAUACUUCAUCGUCACCAACAAUCAGCUUUUACGAGUCAAGUACCUGCUUGUUUACUCUCAGAGGAAGCACCUGACCAGGAAUUCCCGCAGCAGCUCGUGGCUCCUUAGGCACCAUUUUGCCAUCAUGAUGAGUCUCUACCUUCUGCUGCUUAUAUUCAUCGGUGCCUUGAACUCCACCACCUUUGUAUCCUUCUGGAACAGACUGUUCAGGUGACGAGGCAGCAGGAGAGGCGGCCUGCAGUGCCUUUCUGAUCAGACUGACUGGAGGCCUGAGCAGGUGUUAAGGUUUAUUCACAUUUACACUGUUUCUUUCUGCUAUAGUUCUUUUCUAUAUUUUUACAAAUAGUCCUAAUUACUGUUAAUUCACAAUAACAUAUUUUAGAUAGCAAAAAUGAAGAUGCUGUUCUAUAUUGAGCCUGUUCAAGUAGGACCAUUUUAAGAAUAUUAUUCAAUGUUCCUUCUGUAAUUUGUACAGUUUAGUAAACACUCUGUUUCGUGGCAAAUCUCUGCUGCUGUGUGUUUUUAGUCUUCUGAGGAUACAUAUAGUUUUACUAACCUGAGAUGAAGACAGAAACAUGCUGCAGGCUCACAAUCAUCUUGUUGAAGCAAUUCCAAGGUAAUGCAAACUGUCUAUUUGGAAGAAUGUCAAUAAAUUUCUUUUAAUUUGAA
Messenger RNA from Melanotaenia boesemani (Boeseman's rainbowfish), 1534 nucleotides. It is a transcript of the gene parp16, whose product is annotated as poly (ADP-ribose) polymerase family, member 16. Bases 93 to 1079 code for a protein of 328 amino acids. The record is from RefSeq and is a predicted model, not a curated record. Lineage: Eukaryota; Metazoa; Chordata; Actinopteri; Atheriniformes; Melanotaeniidae. Gene Ontology annotation, cellular component: endoplasmic reticulum tubular network; intracellular anatomical structure; nuclear envelope. Gene Ontology annotation, molecular function: protein serine/threonine kinase activator activity; NAD+ poly-ADP-ribosyltransferase activity; kinase binding. The transcript has 7 exons. Gene Ontology annotation, biological process: endoplasmic reticulum unfolded protein response.